AUGUCUGGGUCGUCGGGCCCGUCCGGGUCAUUGGGCAUGUUCUGGUCGUCGGGCCCGUUCGGGUCGUCGGGUACGUCCGAGUCGUCGUGCAUGUUCGGGUCGUCGGGCAUGUCCGGGUUAUCGGGCAUGUCUGGGUCGUCGGGCAUGUCCGGGUUAUCGGACGAUUUGGACGAGCCCGACGACCUGAACGUGGCCGACGACUCGGAUGGGUCGGACGACCCGGACGGGCGGGACGAUCCAAACAUGUCUGACGACCUAGACGAGCUAGACAACCCGAACGAGCCCGACGGCCCAAAUGAGCCCGACGACCCGGACGAGCCCGACGACUCGGACGUGCGUGACGACCCGGAAGUGCUGGACGACGCGGACAGGCCCGACGACUCGGAUGAGCCCGACUACCCGGACGGGCCUAACAACCCUGACGGGAAUGAUGACCCGGAUGGGCCCGAUGACUCGGACGAUCUCGACGAUCCAGACAGCCCUGAUGAUUCGUACGAGCCAGACUAUCCGGACGGGCCCAACUUAGGUCCGUUUAGGUCGUCAGACCCGUCUGGAGCAUUGGGCCAAUGA
Vigna unguiculata (cowpea) is the source of this 570-nucleotide messenger RNA. Lineage: Eukaryota; Viridiplantae; Streptophyta; Magnoliopsida; Fabales; Fabaceae. The record is from RefSeq and is a predicted model, not a curated record.